AUGUACUCUGCCAUCAAGAUCAUUCUAUUGGCCCUAUUCCCACUCAUCUACGGAGCUCGGAACUUCCCCAUUGUUGACGUCGCAAUAGUAGGAGCCGGAUUAUCCGGCCUAAGCACAGCAAAAGACCUCUCAAACGCCGGCAAGUCCUUUGUGAUAUUCGAAGCUCGAGACCGAGUUGGUGGCCGCGUGCUCAAUACUCAACUACAAAGCAAGGGAAUUGUAGAAGUCGGCGCUCAAUUUCUGGGACCAACUCAGGACAGAGCACUCGACCUGGUACAAUCACUUGGCUUGUCGACUUUCAAAACGUUUGAUUCAGGCAAUACGACCCUUUUCCGAAACGGAACACGCAGCGUAUUCAAUGGAACCUUCACGACCGGAGAUGUGCCUAUUUCGCCCGAAGGCCUGGCCCAGGCAGGACGGGCACUUUUGCUGCUAGAUACGAUGGCGACUGAGCUGGAUGUCAAUGUCCCAUGGAACCACUCUCAAUCUAUCGAGUGGGAUAGUGAGACUGUACAAAGCUGGCUGAAUCGUGAAGCGCCCCAUCCAGAUGCCCAGUUUCUGCUUACACAAGGUCUACAAUCGGUGUUCUCCACUGAGCCUCGAGAACAGUCGCUCUUGUACACGCUUGCGUAUAUCGCGGCUGCGGGUAAUGCAACUACACGUGGAACCUUCGAGCGCCUCGUAGAUGUAGCUGGUGGAGCACAGGAACGACGUAUUGUGGGCGGGACCCAGCUGCUAGCCAUCAGACUUGCCGAGAGAAUCGGACUGAGCAAUAUCAUUUUCAAUGCACCUGUCCAAAACAUUGAGUUAAAAGGUGACACCUACCUUGUCUCCUCGAAUAAUCGAUCCGUCAUAGCAAAACAUGUGGUCAUCGCCAUGUCUCCUCCCUUGGCAUCCCGUAUCACUUAUCAGCCGUUGCUGCCAGCAGCGCGAGAUCACCUUACCCAACGAAUGCCAAUGGGAUCUAUUGGAAAAGCUUUCGCUACAUAUACUACUCCUUUCUGGCGAGAGGCCGGCCUCAACGGACAGGUGGUCAGCGACACUGGGGCCGUACGAAUAACUUUCGAUAGCUCCCCUGAGGAUGGCUCAUCAGGUAUCAUGAUGGGGUUUAUCGAGGCGGACGAAAUGAGAAGACUAGAUCGAUUGCCUGAGCGUGAGAUAACCAAAGAGAUCACCGAGGACCUGGUUCGCUACUUUGGGCCCAAAGCGGCUGAUGUUCAGAGCUGGGUCAUCCAGCGGUGGGAUCUUGAACAGUUUUCUAGGGGAGGGCCUGUGGCGUAUGCCCCUCCGGGUGUGCUCACGGCGUAUGGUACUUCCUUGAAGUCACCGCAUGGUAAACUCCAUUUUGCGGGAACGGAGGCCUCUUCUUUCUGGGUUGGGUUCAUGGACGGCGCAAUUCGAUCGGGGGAACGUGUUGCUACGGAGAUCCUGAUAGACUUGUAG
Molecule: messenger RNA, 1443 nt
Organism: Aspergillus bombycis
Lineage: Eukaryota; Fungi; Ascomycota; Eurotiomycetes; Eurotiales; Aspergillaceae
Product: flavin monoamine oxidase family protein
Exons: 1
Coding region: 1-1443 (480 amino acids)
Molecular function (GO): oxidoreductase activity
Source: RefSeq, a predicted model, not a curated record